GCGCGUACCCUUGACCGAAUCAAUUUCGCCAAUGUUUUUGUGGCGAAUAUUUCGUAUAAUUUACUAUAAAAAUGAGUGCUCCGUAUACGGAAUUAGAUAAACCGAUGGACGAAUAUGCGAUGCUCUGUCGGGGCUGCCUGGCGGAGUCCGGAGAAAUGAAGAACAUAUUCGAAUGGGGUUUGGAUGAAGAUUUUUCAAAUUGCACUAAUAUUCGGCUUCAAAGAUCAGAUGGUCUGUCCGAACUGCUAUGCACCGGCUGUGAAGAGUUGCUAGUGCAGACGAAGAGGUUUCGUGAGCAGUGUCAAAACUCCGAUUGCUUGCUGAGGACGACUAACGCUAAGAAAAACCUGCAAAGUGACUCUGCAAAACCGACACAGCAUUCCCAAGAAAAUACAAUAUCAUGCAUUCUAUACGAGAAAAAGCUAAUAAUUAUGAUAAACGCACCGAAUAUGACUGCUAAAAUAUACCUCUCCUGCCCUUACUGCCAAGAAAGCUACAUAAAACAGCGGGAUUUGAUGCUGCACUUGGUAAAAACCCAUCAGCUGAUAGAAAAAGACUUUUCAAUAGACCUCCAAUAUUAUUGUUCCGUGAACAGUUGCCCUUUCUCCAUGGAUUCUGGCAAAAACAAAUACUUUAAAGGCAGGAAAUUCCUCAACCAACACUACAUCAAAGUGCACAUGACUAAGCAAUUUCAAUGUGCCGAAUGCUCGAUGGCUUUUCCGACGGACAACCAGUACAAAAGUCAUUUUAAAACUUGCAACGUAACAUUCCUCUGCCAAAUAUGCAACGUAAAGUAUAAUACGAAUGAGAAAUUGCUAGUACAUCUCAUGCGGAAGCAUCCCACUGUACAUAAACAGUAUAAAACCGAACGGAGAGUUUUGAAAAGGAAAUCUUGCACUGUUGUUGAAAGCAAGAAACUUAAAAGUGAAGGUGAGAGAUUCAGUGACUUCAUUUGUGACAGCCCAAAGCGUUCGUUCGCUACUCAAACGAAACCUGAAGAUUACAUCAAGAAUGACGUCACAUUACCCUCAUGGCACAUGAAACCCGAAAAUUUUGAAACAAAGACCGAUGAGAUAUCAACGCAAACAGUAUUCGAAGACCUACUUUCCCUCAAAUCCCAGACAAGCGAAGACGACUCAAGUAUAUUCUUCUCAGAAACCGUUUCUUUAUCAGAUAUACAAACUCAAACAUUCCCUUUAGAGUUUGGCUUGAGUCAUUCUAAUAAAGAGACUUUGACAUCAGAGACUCAGUCACCGGAUUUGAGUAUAAAGGAAACCCAAACUUGUUUAUGCUUAUACGAUUCACCGAAGGUAAACUACAGGUUGUUUGACAGUGUGUCCUCGAGUCCUUGCAGUCUGAACUUAACAUCAGCGGAGACUCAAACCCCUGAUGUGAAGUCCACGGUAAAGUCAGACGUAAUGCUCAGUUUCAACUCCGCUGAAACACAAACCAGCUUCGAAGAAAUAGCUAAAGACAAUUUCUGAUAUUGGUAGAGACUUUGUUGGCAGGUGAUUUAUGUUUUCUUAUUUUAUAGAGGAUGUAAAUAAUAAAUAAAAGUAUACAGGGUGUUAGUGACAUCGUAACGAAUACUGAGGGGGAUGAUUCAGCUCACGAUUCUGAGUUAAUAUCAAGUGGAAUUUUCAGUUUGAAUAAUUUAUAGAAACACGUUUCAUUUCCAAGAAUUGUGCGCCGGAAAAUUACACUCGAUAUUACUUAACUCAGAAUCGUGAGUUGACUCAUCCCCCUCAGUAUUCGUUACGGUAUCACUAACACCCUGUAUUUAGUAUUUUUUUUUCACGUUAAAUCUGUACAUCCAUCCAGCCAUCUUUAUUGUUUUUGGGAAACACCCUGGAAAGUUCUUCAUUAUCUAUGAAGAUCCAAAAUGAAUUCAAACUCAUCAUCAGCCCAUCACAUUGGGAUCACAUUGUGAUAAUUGCGAUAUGUCCCCACCGGGAUUUGAACCCGAGACCUCCGGGUCGUGAGCCCAACGCUCAAACCAUUGGACCACGGAGGCCGUUCAUGAUAGUCAAUGAUGAUAAUAAGCAAUAAGGCCGCCUAUUGUGCUUAUGUUUUUAUUCGUAUGUU
Messenger RNA from Pectinophora gossypiella (pink bollworm), 2085 nucleotides. RefSeq lists its product as uncharacterized. The record is from RefSeq and is a predicted model, not a curated record. Gene Ontology annotation, cellular component: nucleus. The transcript is spliced from 3 exons. Gene Ontology annotation, molecular function: DNA-binding transcription factor activity, RNA polymerase II-specific; transcription cis-regulatory region binding; zinc ion binding. Lineage: Eukaryota; Metazoa; Arthropoda; Insecta; Lepidoptera; Gelechiidae. Gene Ontology annotation, biological process: regulation of transcription by RNA polymerase II. Bases 72 to 1484 code for a protein of 470 amino acids.